Molecule: messenger RNA, 3479 nt
Organism: Hippocampus comes (tiger tail seahorse)
Lineage: Eukaryota; Metazoa; Chordata; Actinopteri; Syngnathiformes; Syngnathidae
Gene: shisa7a
Product: shisa family member 7a
Exons: 7
Coding region: 1476-3479 (667 amino acids)
Biological process (GO): regulation of short-term neuronal synaptic plasticity; regulation of AMPA receptor activity
Cellular component (GO): postsynaptic membrane; postsynaptic density; AMPA glutamate receptor complex
Source: RefSeq, a predicted model, not a curated record
GGAUUUAUCAAGAGCGAGGACGAUGGAGACCUGCGACACUUGCUCGUUCUAAUUAAACAACACGGGGUAGGAAAAAAAAAAAAAACAGGUGGUCUAGCUCAGGAUCCAGAUCCAGGAUUCAGGGUUCCGGGAUCCGGAUCAUCUGCUGGUCUAAUAACAACAGGCUGCCGGUCUGAGUGAGAGACGCGGAGGUUGAGUGCGCAGACUCCAGCGUCAAACCUCACACAGCUGCGCACAGCGGACCCCCCCACCGAGAGAGGCCUUUUUUUGGCCCUGCGCCCCUUGAACCAAACACCCCCGCAAAAGCAUACACAGGAGCCCACCCUCCCCGCUGCCUCUCCCAUCCAUAUGUACCUCCAUUCUCUGUCACACAUUUUUCAAAAUUACAUGCAAUUAUAUUUUAUUCUCCAGCGGGAGCCGGAUCUGCCAUCGUCCUAUUAUUUGCCGGCACAAUAACUUUCACAAAUUUACAUAUUUCUCUACAAAAGUGAUCGUCUUUGAAAGCCACUCCUCAUUCCCAGUGACAAAUCGGAGAUCGUUUUUCUCCCGUUUGAGUUUGGUUGAUGUUUUUUUUUUGGGGGUGGAGAGAGAAGGGGGAAAGAGACGUCAUUUAUCACAUGCUUAAUUAGUCACCCCAGUUGAAAUGGGACUGGCAAUUUGGGAGCCGAGGGCAGAAGAACGGCAAAAGUGGUCGCUUGCAGUGUCUCUCGCGGGUGGGGAGCCAUUUCCUCGGUUUGUGCUUACUCGUAAUUUCCAGCAGUAGUAUCCUCCUCCUCCUCCUCCUCCUCCCCCCCCCCUCCUCCUCACACUUAAAAGCUCCCUCAUUAUCACCCACCCGCACCCCAUCACAGUUACAGCCUGUGCCAGGCCAGCGCCAAUGCACGCUAAUCCAAACCCGGAAUAAAAAGCAGGAGAUAAAAGUACAGCGUGUUAUCUAUAGAUAUGCCAGAGAAAGAGUUAGUACGACGGGGGGUGGGGCGGGAGUCUCCUGCGGGCUCCCCUGAAGUCACUGAGCGAGUGACAGUCCGUGUUUACAAUGCGCUGAUGAGAUAUCUAACGAGUGCCUACUUUUGAAUGUGCCAUACCGUCAUUACGGAAGCCAGCAGAUGAUAACUUUUGCAUUUGAAUCGAUGCGCUGUUCAAGUGCCGCCAUCAGUACAGGAAUGUAAAAGACUGCCUCCGAACUUAAACCGAUCUCUUUUUCCAGGCUGAGUCUGAAAAGCUUUGCCACGCCAUCCGUGCGCACUCGACUCUCCCGUUCCAAAGCCAUUGGCAACAAUCUAAAAUCAAAGCUGCCAGUUUAAGAGGAUUCGCCUCUGACCCUUUUUUUUUUUUCCCCCUCCGCCAAAUUUGAUCUGGUCAGCUUUUCUGAAUGAAGCUGCUUUUGUGUUGCGAAUAUUCACAAGUCCGCUUUUGGAAUCAGCCGGCGAGCUAGAACCUGCACAACAAAAGCGCCGUCCCAUCGUCAUGUAAAAAUGACGCCCACGGCCAGGCUCCGCAUCCUCGCGCUGGUCGUCCUUCUUAGUGCCCCGCAUAGCACCGGUGAGGACGCGGUCCCGUCCUCCGCCCCAUCCUCCACCGAGCCCGGCCACUCGAUGCCACAGUUUGACCCGAGACCGGCCGCCCUCCGCGGCCGGCCCGAGGCCCCUGAGAAAGUUCCCGAAAGCCCCGCAGAGGGCGUCCUGGAGGCCCCCCCGAAGCCCAUGGCCCAAGCGAUGUUCCCCAAGAAUGUGACGUCGUCCGAGGCCCUGGCCCCGCCCUUGGGCGCCGCCCAGGUGGCCCCGCGCCUCAUCGACGUGUGGAUGGACGUGUGUCAGGGUUACUACGAUGUGAUGGGACACUUUGACAACUCGUUCAACUGCACCAAGGACACGUUCAUUUACUGCUGCGGGACGUGCCACUACCGCUUCUGCUGCCCCGAUCGAAACCGGCAGCUGGACCAGGACAGCUGCAAGAACUACGACUCGCCCGCCUGGGCCAAGACCGAGUCCAACGCCUUGGUCAUCGAAGAGGAGCUGGGCCCCGACCCGGACUUCGACCCCCUGAAGCAGCAGAGCCACAACACGGGCUUUGUGAUCGGAGGCGUGGUGGUGUUCAUGGUGGCCGUGGCCGUGGGCAUCAAAGUGGUCUUCAACAAGGUGCAGCACGAGGCCAUCCAGAGGGACCUCAAUAUGCCAAGAGCCUUGGUGGACAUGCUGCGUCACCAGUCCAGUCCGGUGCAGCAGGACGAGAGGAACAACAGCGUGGCUCUGACCAUGGGGGACGGCCAGGGGACGCUGGGGAGAGCUCCCAAAAACCUCUACGCCCCGGGACUGCCCAGCAAGGACAACAGAUUGGGCAACCUGCAGCACAAUUUCAUCCACACGUCAGGCUCCAGCCCCAAACAUACCGCCACGAUCGAACGCACGCCUCGGAUGAACAACGCUCAGCUGGCGGCGGGGGGCACCUUGCUGUCCAGUAAGCACAACAACACCAAAUCCCAGCCUGCCUUCCACCAUUCCUUACACAACCUGGCUCAGCUGCCCCCCUCCUACGAGAGCGCCACCAAGCCCGAACUCAACCGAUACUCCUCGCUCAAACGGCUCGAAAAAGGUCUGGACGAGUACUCGUCCGGUUACUGCACCACCAAGCGCCGCCCGCACACGGCUCAGCCGGCCCUUCAGUCCUCCCAGCACCACCUCCACUGGGGCGGCGACUACACCCUCAGCGGGAGAGGAACGCUUCCCAGACACGCGGCGCGGCCCUGGAUUCCGCCGCCGCCGUCCGGCAUGCCGGCCUCGCCCACGCCCAACCCUUACCCCCUGGACCCGCCGGAGCCCCAGUACAACCCCAACUACGACACCCUCUCCAAACCCAGGAAGGUCAAGUCCAGCGACCAGCUGCUCAACAUGGGCGACGUCCCCGGCAACACCGGCACCCUGUCCCGUCUUUCCAAGAACCAGCAGCACCAGUACUACAAGGCCAUGGCUGCCUCCGGUAAGAACUCGAACACGCAGACCCUCACCCGGAAGACCCAAGACAGGCAGGAAAGGCAGGAAAGGCAGGACAGGCAGGACAGACACGAAAGACACGAGAGGCAGGAGAGGCAGGAGAGACACGAAAGACAGGACCGGCUGCUCAUGUCCCCGGACCAUUUGGAGGAAAGGAUGGGCGGGAUGGGGGUCAUGGAUCCGUACGCCCACUCGGGAGGGGGCGUCCCCACCCUGCCUCGCCAGCAGAAGGCCCAGUCUCAGCAGAACGUGUGCGCCACCCCCUCCCUGGACCGCCACCACAUGAUCAAGAUGAACUCUCACCCGACGUCUGGCAGAGAGCAGGAGAGGAACCCGGGCGUGACCGGCCACAUCAGCGGGGGCAUGGGCUGGGCGGGGGAGGUGCCCGGGGCGGGCGUCGUCAUGGGAACGGGAACGCUAGGGGGCCACAACGCCCGCAGGAUGGCUUUCGCAAACAAACGGCAGAACACGAUCGAGCAGCUGAGAUAA